This is a messenger RNA of Sarcophilus harrisii (Tasmanian devil), 2753 nucleotides long. It is a transcript of the gene RNF186, whose product is annotated as ring finger protein 186. The record is from RefSeq and is a predicted model, not a curated record. The transcript has a single exon. NCBI's taxonomy places the organism in Eukaryota, Metazoa, Chordata, Mammalia, Dasyuromorphia, Dasyuridae. Gene Ontology annotation, biological process: protein autoubiquitination; protein K29-linked ubiquitination; protein K63-linked ubiquitination. Gene Ontology annotation, cellular component: endoplasmic reticulum membrane. Gene Ontology annotation, molecular function: metal ion binding; ubiquitin protein ligase activity. The annotation marks the transcript as partial.
AGCCCUGGGCGCGUACCCGGUGGAAGUGGAGGAGAUGAAGUCCCCCCACUCCGCUGCUGGAGACCCGGAGGAUCCGAGAUCCCCCCACCCGGCUGCUGGAGACCCGGAGGAUCCGAGAUCCCCCCACCCGGCUGUUGGAGACCCGGAGGAUCCGAGAUCCCCCCACCCGGCUGCUGGAGACCCGGAGGAGCCGAGAUCCGCCCCCUCCGCUGCUGGAGACCCGGAGGAGCCGAGAUCCCCCCACCCGGCUGUUGGAGACCCGGAGGAGCCGAGAUCCCCCCACCCGGCUGUUGGAGACCCGGAGGAUCCGAGAUCCCCCCACCCGGCUGCUGGAGACCCGGAGGAGCCGAGAUCCGCCCCCUCCGCUGCUGGAGACCCGGAGGAGCCGAGAUCCCCCCACCCGGCUGUUUGGAGACCCGGAGGAGCCGAGAUCCCCCCCCUCCGCUGCUGGAGACCCGGAGGAGCCGAGAUCCCCCCACCCGGCUGCUGGAGACCCGGAGGAGCCGAGAUCCGCCCCCCUCCGCUGCUGGAGACCCGAAGGAGCCGAGAUCCGCCCCCUCCGCUGAUGGAGACCUGGAGUGUCUGAUCUGCUGUCACCGCUACCGCUGUGAGCGGCCGCCCAAAGUGCUGACCUGCCAGCACACCUUCUGCGCCGUGUGCCUGAAGCUCCUCCUGACGGUCCGCGAGGACUCGUGGAGCGUCGUCUGCCCCCUGUGCCGCGCGGCCACCUCCGUGCCGGGGGGGCUGAUCUGCAACCUCCGGGACCAGGUGGAGAUCGUGGAGAGGCUGAGGAGGCUCGGUCCGGAAGUCCAGCUCUCUCCCCAAUACCUGGCCCGGCCCGCGGGAGGAGAGGGGCCCGGCGCGGGGGGCGAGACUGGCGAGGACUCGGAGAGUGUCAACCGGGUGGCCGCCCGGAGGCUGGUCGUCCACCUGCUGCUGCUGGGGCUUCUCAUCUUCCUCAUCCUCCCUUUCGUCUACCCCAGCAUUUUCGGCUGGCUCCUGGUCUCCUUCAUGUGUACGGCUCUGUUUCUCUCCUCCGUGUUCUGCUGCCUCCCGGGCGGCAGCUGCUGCUGUAGCCCUGCCAAACCCCUCCUCCCGGGGCAGCAGAAACACAGCCAUGUGGCUUCCAUUGCCUGACGGCUCCCAAGAGAAGGCUCCUUCCAGCCAGAGACUUCUGUGUCUCCCAAGGAAUAAGAAGCAGUGGGGGUCCUCUCCGAGACAAGGGAGUCCCGUUUGCCUCCCGCCGGAAGCAAAUAUUCCUCUGCCUUAGGGGAUCCAAACACUGGAAGGGGGUCUGGUUCCAUGGGGGGGUGUUUGGACCCAACAGCUUUUGUUUACCCACACCGGCUGACUGCCAGUCCCCGACCUUCUCGGUGGAGAUGGGAACCAAUGGGUGAUGGGAAGAGUACCCUAGGAGUAUUGCUGUAUUUAUUUUUUACCUUGAACUGGAACAAUGAUAACUGGGUGGGUUUUUCAUUCUGUAUUUAUAAAAUGAAAGGGUUGGACCUCCACCAAUUCUGACAAACUUUGUUCUGAUAGUCUUCAUUCUAGGGUCCCUUCCAAUGAUAACAAUCUGUGUUUUAAGACUUCUAGUCUAAUGUUCCAUGUUCUAAGACCCUUCCAACUCUCAUGUUCUAUGUUCUAAGGUCCUUCCCAGCUCACUCUUAUAUUUUCUAUCCUUUGGAGAUCUACUCUCUGAGGUCCCUUAGAGUUCUGACAACCUAUGAAUCUAUAGUUCUGUGAGUCUUAUCCAGAGAAGAACUGAUUCAUGUGUUUCCUGGUAUUUGGAUCCCCAUUUAAACUUUGUCAUAAAGAUAAGAAAAACCAUAAAAACAACAGUACUUACCGCCAACCUCGCCCCUUUCCAUUGACGGUUUAUCUGGAAAGUUUAUGUUUAAUGUGUUUCAUCUUGGGUGAAGGCCAUUGUCAGAUGAAGGUUCUUAGACCCCUCUAUUGCACAAGCCUAUUGGUUGAUGCCUUCUUUGUAAGUUGACUGAUUUCUCUGAGUAGAUUGAUGGUCAAAAUUAUCUUAUGUGUCUAUAUUUAUUCAAAAAGAGACCUUUGGAACCAUUUUUUAGCAAAUAGCCUCCUCCAAAAAAAAAGAACCCACCCUUUUGUCCACCCAAAAAAACCCCCCAAACCUUAGAUGGUCCAAAUAUGCCCUCAGUACAAUGGGUUUGCUGGACAUGUUGGAUAAUGGGGCUCUCCAGAAUGUUUCAGGAACUUUUUUUUCUUAUCACCUCCAACUCAGAGUAGCUCAUGAAGGGUCAGGAUGUGUUGGAAAACUCUAAGCCAACUUAACGGUGUCUUUAGGUCUUUGAUGUUUUGGGUCUCUGGGGAACAUGGAGAAUGAGGAAGAUAAGAUUUUUGACAUUUAACCAUUGAUUCCUCUUGGGAAGAAAUGCAAGGCAGUUACUAGGGCUAGAUGAAUCUCCUACCUGUUCCCAAGAUAAAAUAAUUCUUUAUUCCUGUUAAAAUGAGAAACUUGAACCAGAGGAAUCAUAAGGUCUUUUCCAGUUCUAACAUCCUCUAUUUUAAGGACCUUCCCAGUUCUAACCUGUUUGUAAAGGUCUCUUCCAGCUCUGACAUUCUGUUCUAAGGACCCUCCCAACUCCGACAUCCCAUGUUCUAAGGCCCUCCCAGCUCUGACAUCCCAUGUUCUAAGGCCCUCCUAGCUCUGACAUCCUGUGCUCUGUGCUUCUAUGAUUUCCAGCAGGAACACAACUGAGUCUUCUAGAAAAACUCAGGACUUG